Heterobasidion irregulare TC 32-1 is the source of this 417-nucleotide messenger RNA. RefSeq lists its product as uncharacterized. The record is from RefSeq and is a predicted model, not a curated record. Bases 1 to 417 code for a protein of 138 amino acids. The transcript has a single exon. NCBI's taxonomy places the organism in Eukaryota, Fungi, Basidiomycota, Agaricomycetes, Russulales, Bondarzewiaceae.
AUGUCCGAGGAAUCUAAACCGAACUAUCUAUACAAAAUCAUUUCAUCCUCCACUCCCAUCCCUGACAUUGGCAAUCUACCUGACGCUCUGCCCGUUAGUGAUACCGAUCAGGCCUCUGGAUUCAUCUUUCUCUCCACUGCUCCACAAGUACCCGGCACUCUCCAAUUCUUCUUCAAGGAUGAGCCACGCGUUUAUGUCCUUCGCAUAGCUUACACCCGUAUCGAGGAACAGAUCAAGUGGGAGGAUUUCAUAGGGGAAGUCAGUGGACUGCCCGGCGAGGAGGGGAUGUUUCCGCACUUGUAUAAUGACUUCAAGUUAGGGAAGGGAGAGGUCGAGAGAGUUGAGACUUUGCAGAAGGGAGAGGACGGUUGGAACCAAACAGUCUAUAAUGCUUCGGCAGAUUGGCUUGUUUGGUAG